AUGUCAAGAAUACAAGGUGAACGAGUCUUUUGUCACCAGUGCCAGAACGAAUGGGAUCGGGCGCACGGAGGACUCACCUGUCCCCGAUGUGAAGGCGAUUUCACUGAGAUUCUCGAACCCGGCGAAGCCCCGUCUACCUACGACUUAGACCGACCGCCCUCUCUGCCCUUGCCCGUCGACCCGCCAUCACCACCUACCGGAGACCUGCAUGAUCACACUGGGCUACAGAGCCAUAAUCCUUGGGCAGAAGAUGCGAACGACGAUGAUGGAACCAACUUUACGACGUUCGAGUUUACAACCACCGGUGGAGGUGGGAGAAUGGUUCUCAGCACCCGUUCAUGGCGGGGCGAUGGGCGCAAUGUACGAGUAGAUGACCUACAUGAAGUGAUUGAUGAGAUGGGGCAAUUGCUUACCCGACUGGAUGAACUACAUAAUCGAGGCAUGCCUGCUCCCUUUGUCCCUCUAAGCCCCUUCGGAUUCCCGCGAGGACAAGGCGCAGGCGGAUUGGAUGACCCUCACUUCCAUUUGCAGCCGGCGGGUUUGCAAGAUCUCUUCUCCCUCAUUUUGCAAUCAAUGCAACCAGAAGGGCUUCAUGGUCCAGACCCUGACGACAGACGAAGAGGAGGCCAACCCCCUUUGCCAUUUGACCUUCUCCAUCAAAUGCUCAACCCCGCGAACGCUCGAACUGGCGAUAUGGUGUACAGUCAAGAAGCCUUUGACCGGGUUAUGACACAGCUCAUGGAGCAACACAAUGCAAGUACCGCACCUCCGCCUGCGUCAGAGGAAGCCAUCCUGUCUCUCAAAAAGAAGAAGGUCGACCGGGAAAUGCUAGGCGAAGAAGGGAAGGCUGAGUGUUCAAUAUGUAUGGACAACGUUGAGUUGAACAACGAGGUGACUGUCCUUCCAUGCAAUCACUGGUUUCACGGUGACUGCGUAACAGCGUGGCUGAAAGAACAUGAUACCUGCCCCCACUGUCGGAAACCCAUCACGGAUCCGGAAGAUCGAUUGCGGCCGGGACCUUCAAGACGGAGACACAGCCGGCGAGCAUCGUCAGUAUCAAGUCCACGUGCCUAUGGCCCUGAAGCCGGUCGAUACCACCCAGCGCCGAUUCCAGAGACUCCCCGCACGAUACGAGAAGUCCGAGAGUCAUAUUACGGCAGGAGACAUGACUACGAUGUGGAACGCCCUGAAACCCAUCGCCAUGCAAGCACUCUCAGUGACCUGAGACGACAUAGCUCAAGAGGCCAAGGUGGGAGCAGUGGCGGGAGUCGCAAUGGUGGAAACAGUGGAGGAGUGACAGGCUGGAUUAGAGAUCAUCUACCAUUCUCUUGA
Cladophialophora immunda is the source of this 1332-nucleotide messenger RNA. RefSeq lists its product as uncharacterized. The transcript is spliced from 3 exons. The coding region runs from base 1 to 1332 and encodes 443 amino acids. Lineage: Eukaryota; Fungi; Ascomycota; Eurotiomycetes; Chaetothyriales; Herpotrichiellaceae. Gene Ontology annotation, cellular component: nucleoplasm; cytoplasm. The record is from RefSeq and is a predicted model, not a curated record.